UCGCGCACUCACCUCGCGAAAGACGACAAGUCCUACCAAAAGACGUGAGAGAAGUGUUUCGCAAUCGGUCGGUCGGUGUGUGUUGAAUUUUUCGAGUCGCGGUGUUUUCGCGGAGUUGUGCGCCAGGUUUUCGCUGGAGGAAAUUGCCGCCCGAGUGAGUGGAGUUGCUGGUGAUUGUGUGCGCGGUGGAAUUUAUCGGGUGCCCGAACGGCGAAAAGCCCGAUUCGAUUGACCAUUCGAUCGGUUGCGUAGUGAGAGAAGUGGGCAGUGGGCAAAGUGUUGUGCGGGGGGGGAGAAGAUUGAGAGACGGCGACGAGGCAGUGGAAGAAAACCUGAACCGAAGCGUGUGGACGACGACGAGUUCGCGAAGUCGCUCCCGCUCGCUCGCGGUGAGAUUUUUUUUUGGUGAGGGUCAGCAGUUUUGACUGACUGAACUUGUCAACAACGUCGCGGCGCGUGUGGACUCUCAUCGAGCUUGGUGAGUGCUGAGAUACGCGAGAUAGGUAUGUGAGAGGAGGCGCUGCUCAAUCAGGUGCACGCUUUCUCCCAGGUGUUGAGCAGAGAACUCCCAUACUCACCUACGCACGAAGCGGGGGUCUCACUCUCUCUCCCUCCAGUCGGAGAGCACUCUCGGGCGUGCGUCGUGCUCUUCGUGGUGCUCGCUCUGCCAAUGGUGGUCGUGGUGGUGGUUUAAGGCCUCCGAAUCUUCCCUCAAGAUCCUCGGAUCGGAGCUCGAACAAAACUCUCGAUCUCUAGGGGGGGUUUCCAGCGUAAUGCUGCCGACCGAUCGGCUCACAAUUCUUUUGACUAUGGCGUGUUUAAGUUCGUCGAAUCGGGUCUGCGCCCGCGUUGUGCAGGAAAAACUGUGUCAGUUCGUUGUUGGCAAAAAUUAUCACCAUCAGCAGAACCACCAGCAGCAAAAGGUGGUCGCCGUGGCAGGUGUCGGAACCGGAACCGGAUCCGGUGGUAGUUCGAAAAGUGUUGCCACCACGACGGUCGGAAAUGGUGGUGGUGUUGUUGGCGGCAAGAAAACCGUUGGCGGUCCUCCGUUGUUCACGGCGUUGAAAUCCGGUGGUGUUGGCCUUGGUGGUGCCCCUCUGGGGGCUAGUGUGGAACCAGCUAUGAAGUAUGGACCAAGUGUCGGAAUGUUCUUCGGUGGUUCGUCGAUGUCGAUCAACGGUGUCGGUAGUGUUCGCAAUUUCUACAGCUCGUCUCUGGUACGCAAUCUCUUCAGGAAGAAUCAGCCAUCAUGCAGUUCACAGCUCCUCCCGCCGCCAGUCACACCCCAGCACCCCUGCAUGCGAGGCUACAGUUCCGUUCACACCCAGCAGCCAGCCGGCCCCAUCCGGGAGUACAACAUCGACCCGUACAUCCUGCUGGACGAGGAGCUCAAAUACAUCUUCGAAGACAUCAGACAAGAAAUCAACCGUGCCACCAACCACCAAGAGCUGAAAAAGAUCGCCGUCUACUACUUCGACGGCCAGGGAAAAGCGAUCCGACCGAUGGUAGCGAUGCUGAUGGCCAAGGCCCUUAACUAUCACAUGCACAACGAGACCAGCAACGUGGUGCACGCACAGCGACAGAUCGCCAUGAUUUCGGAGAUGAUUCACACCGCCAGUCUGGUCCACGACGACGUCAUCGAUCAGUCCUUUGCGCGGCGGGGUAAACCUAGUGUCAACGUAAUAUGGAAUCAUAAAAAGGUGACGCAAGCAGGCGAUUAUGUUCUAGCUGUUGCAUCGAUGCUGUUGGCCCGCCUUAAACACGACGAAGUCACGCACAUCCUCAGUCAGGUGCUGACAGAUUUAGUGCAGGGAGAAUUCAUGCAGCUAGGCUCCAAGGAAACCGAAAACGAACGAUUCGCUCACUACUUCACCAAGACGUACAGGAAAACGGCGUCCCUGAUAGCGAAUAGUUUAAAAGCGGUGGCAGUCCUGUCCGGUGCGGACGAACAGAUGGUUGAGCUGAGCUUCCAGUACGGUCGGAAUCUGGGUCUGGCCUUCCAGUUCGUGGACGAUCUGCUCGAUUUCGUGUCCAGCUCAGAGGCGAUGGGAAAACCGGCGGCAGCCGAUCUGAAGCUGGGACUGGCCACCGCGCCGGUGCUGUUUGCGUGUGAAAAGUUCCCCGAGCUGAACCCGAUGAUCCUGCGCCGCUUCCGGGAGCCGGGCGACGUCGAGCGGGCGUACGAGCUGGUUCAUCAGUCGCAGGGGCUGGAGCAGACGCGCUUCCUCGCACGCAAGCACUGCAUCGAGGCGCUCCGGCUAGCGUCCCAAAUCAGCGAAUCGCCGUAUCAAAAGGGUUUGAUAGUGGUCGGCGACUUCGUGCUGAACCGAAUGAAAUAACAGGAGAGAGAGAGCAGCGAUGGCAGGCAGCACGAGAGCAGUAACAGUAGAAGAAGCAGAAGAAGAAGCAGUAACAAUAGUCGAUUGUUAGAGGGGCGUGCGCGAGAGAGGGAUGUGAUUGGAUGUGACUGUGUUCGUUGCAUGAGUGUUUGUGCGUGUGAGCGUGAUUACUUCGUAGAAGCAAGUAAAACCGGAGUUUCUUCACAGCAGCUGUGGUUUUGAGUUGUUUUUUUUAGUUCUUUUACGCUGGUGGAAGUUGUGACAGUUGAGUGAAAGUUUUUGUGGUUGAAUAUUCUUAUGGGUAGGAAAAAAGCAAAUCAAGAGGAAAAAGAACAAGCGUAUGAGCGCGUGGAACCAGUGCGGGUUUUUUAGAAAUCUAAUUAUGAACUCUUUUCCGUGUAUAGAAGAAAAAAACUCGAGAUAUGUACUAGGAAGUCAGUUAAGUUUAUUUAGCAGAAGAAAUAAUCCGUUUAUUAAUCAAAGUUAGUAGAUCGUAGGCUAGGUUUGGUUUAGAUUCACCCCGCUAGGAGGGAACGAAGUUCUCUGGGAUUGUUCUGGGUUGAGGGAGGUUUCGUUUCCUGCUUUCGGGUGACACGUAACAUCUAUCCCUUUCCGUCUGUACUCUUUUUACCGGGUUUAGCUGAAUUGGAGGUGUACGAAGUGCAAUGAUAAUCCCUUUGAUUCAUGUCUGUUUAGGAUAUUUUACGAUGAGUUUUUUUUCUUUUCUAUUAUUAUUAUUUUUCCGUGUGAGUGUGAGUGAUACCGUACCGAGUUGUAAGAAGAUUUCAUUUUGUUUGCAGUGAACCAAUAUAGUCAAGUUUUGUCGUCCGGUUCCUAAACAGUUUUACAGAUUUUUCCCCACACGAUCGCACUCUCUUCACACAUCAUAGUAAACUAGAUUUCCACACUGUCAGUACGGAUCCAAGCAAGCCUGGUGUCCAUCCGUCGUCCCACACAUCAACGGUUUGUAGGCAAUUGACAGCCCCGUCAAAUGUCAGCACAAAUCGUAGCCAGUCCUGAUUUCAAGUGGUGUUUCUGACUCGCUUCGGUCACCGGAAUGUUUGAGGAAAGCAAAAUUAACGCAGGAAAGACAUCGGUCGAAGUAAGCACUGCCAUUGAACCGACAUAUUCGUUUAGUUAGGGGGAGGGGGAGCAAGUUUGACAGAUUGCGUUAGUGCCCAAGUAGCAUUGGUAGCUGAAUAAUAGUUUUUAAAAUUUGUCAUCGUAGUAGGCUGUUUUCCGUAUCGCAAAUCUGUCAUGAAACGGCCUACUUUGCUGCAUUGAAUUAUGUAGUGUUGUAAUAGGCAAUUAUUUGCAGUCUUUUUCAGUCUUCUACGAAAUUGCAAAAAAUGUUGUACGCAUUCUGCAACUUGUUGCGUAAACUACUAUUAUUCAGCUGAAAUGCUGUUAUUCUGCUAGUAGUGUUACUUGGGUGAUAAGAGUGAAUGGAACGAUUGAGUGCGAAGAUUCGGUGUUUCAAAUGUCUUUUUUAUACAAUGGUAAAAAAUUUGAUUUUGAUUGUUGGCGUGACGAGCGAGCAAGCGCGAGAUGGGAUACAAUACAAUUGUAGUAACAACAGGAGCCUUAGUAGUUUAAAAGACAUGAAAGAAAAUGUAUAUAAAAAAGCGUAGAUAAGCCAAUUGGGAUAAACAAGAAACCAGCAGAGGAGAAGCGAGAGAUGAAUGUGUUUAGGUGUGUGCUAGCUCGUAAGUGUCAAACGUAGGCCAAUAAGUGACCACUAGCUGCUCAAUUAUUGUUUAAAACAACGCAAGUACCAGAUCCCAGAUUCUUAUUCUUUCUUAAUUAUUAAUAUUAUUAUUUGAACCCUAACCACGUCAGUUAAUUUGAUAAAAUCAAAGAAACGAAAGCAACACGCAACACGCCCCACUCUGUACAUAGUUAGCUAUAAUUUAACCUCUAAGGAAACGUCGUGGGAGUGACGUCUAGCGUAUCAAACAGACACAAAACACACAUUUGUAUGCACUUGUUAUUUUUUUGCGAUUAUUCUAUCUAUUUGUUCUAUUUUUAAUCUUACCCCUUACGAAAAAAAGAACCGACUAGGUAACAUAACCUCGUCCUGAAGGAAAAUUCAAUCCACUGUCGCUGGAAAAUGCUAUCCUUCUAUGAGUUUCAAACUUCUCUUUACUCCUCGUCUUAUACUAAUCAUUUUAACUGUCAGGAGGUAUGAUGUAUGACAUAAUACCGUUUGACAUGCAUUCGUUUGGCAUAACGGUCGUUUGGCAUACUUCUCAAUAAUUAGGAAUAUGUUCAAAUUCCUUCAAAAUUAUGCCAAACGACCAUUAUAUCAAAUGACUAUUAUGCCAAAUGGCUUUAUGACAAACGACCAUAUGCCAAAUGGCACUCAUGCCAAACAUGGCAGACCCAUCCAUUAAUUCAGAAAGCAGCUGUCGAGCAAAGCGCCAAAAAAUCGAGGUUAUGUAAUUGUACGGAAAAUUGGUCACCCUAGCAAGUUACCAGGACCAUCCAAUCACCACCACCCACCACCACAACCAUCGCCAAACAGAGCAAAUGGGAAAGAAAAAACAACAAAAGGAAAACAAACAAAAGCACAUUGUACAGCAAACAUACACACAAAACACACAAAAGUGAGCGAAAAACGAAUCGAAAAGCCGGGCGAAUGAUAAAGCGACAUUGCCUAGCUGAGAUGAUUGUCAGAUGAGAAAAGUGAAAUCCAAAAUGGCGGGAGACCUAGCAGAAAUUUGUGUUCAACUGAGGGGGAUAAACUGGCAAGCAAAACUGAUCCGAGAGGAACAGGGGUGAAAUUCUUCGCUGGGGAAGAAUGACAUCCCAUCCCUCUCAGGUUUUAUGGAAGCAAGACGAGUUAAAACAUAUAAAUACAUGUAGGUGAAUGAGAAAGGUCGUAUAAAAGUCGUCGUCGUCGUCGUCGGCAUUGGAGUCGAUAAAAUGGCGGCGAUCCUGAGGACGACGACGACGACGACUAAGAACCGGCGUCGACCGAAACAAGAGAUGUAUAUUAUCAUUACUAUAUUUUACACAAUCUUUACACAAACAGACACAAGGCAAGAGAAGGAUGUUUUUGAUAUGUAAUGAAAGUAAAAAAAUACUGAAAAGAGAAAAUAAAUGAGACUAAUCAUCUAUCCAGCAGUCA
Messenger RNA from Aedes aegypti (yellow fever mosquito), 5469 nucleotides. RefSeq names its product decaprenyl-diphosphate synthase subunit 1 (gene qless). The coding region runs from base 774 to 2339 and encodes 521 amino acids. Gene Ontology annotation, molecular function: prenyltransferase activity. Lineage: Eukaryota; Metazoa; Arthropoda; Insecta; Diptera; Culicidae. Gene Ontology annotation, cellular component: transferase complex; mitochondrion. The record is from RefSeq and is a predicted model, not a curated record. Gene Ontology annotation, biological process: isoprenoid biosynthetic process; ubiquinone biosynthetic process. The transcript has 9 exons.